AUGGGGUGCGUGUGGUCGAGUGCGGAUCUGGUUGGUGGAGGUUACCGUAUCAAGAUUGUGAGACAGAUAGCGGAAGGUGGAUUUAGUCAGGUCCUACUCUGCACGGACAUUGACACCAACGAGAAUUUCGCAGUCAAGAAAAUAGGCAAGCAAUCACGUGAGAGUGUGGAACGGAUCGAGUUGGAG
Molecule: messenger RNA, 186 nt
Organism: Cooperia oncophora
Lineage: Eukaryota; Metazoa; Nematoda; Chromadorea; Rhabditida; Trichostrongylidae
Source: the annotation of a GenBank genome assembly